AGACGGCGCGCCGGUCCGGCCGACGUCCAGCUCUGCGGCCGGCGGUGGUCACGGCGAUCCGCCGGGAUGGCGGCGGACUGAGUGGCGCCUCGGCACGGACAUCUGAACAGAGUGGCGCGUCGGCAGCAAGGACCCCACACAGAGCUUGUGUCUGUGUAGCGCGGAUCUCUGCAGGGCUCGCGUCGGUGUAGCGCGGAUCUCUGCAGAGUUCGUGUCGGUGUAGCGCGGAUCUCUGCAGGGCUCGUGUCGGUGUAGCGCGGAUCUCUGCAGGGUUCGUGUCGGUGUAGCGCGGAUCUCUGCAGAGUUCGUGUCGGUGUAGCGCGGCUCUGUGUAGGGCUUGCGGCAUGGGCUGUGGACAGAGCGUCAACUCAGCGUACUCCAACCGCCGCACCAUGCCAGGCAGGUGGCGUCAGGCGCAGAUGAUGAUGGAGUACGCCUGCAGGCAGCUAGCGGUGGCCGUGCAGAAGUGGCAGGACCUGCCAGACAUCCCGACAAUAGAGCUGGAGAUCCGGUACACGAUGCCGACCGAGAUACGCCAGAACAUGAUCGAGACGCCACACAACAUCAGCACCGCGCAGCAGCAUGACAGCGUUGCCAACUACAUCGGCAACAACAACUCGCUCAAUCAGGAUGUGGAAUCAGUGUUCGAAACACCGAACAAUGACGACCCAGAGAAGGCCCGAGAGCGACUGCAGCAGAACCAUCAGAAGGCCUCCUCCUUGCUACGCUGGUUCGAGCAGGUGCUGAACACCACCAUCAUGCAAGAUCUGGCUGCCAUCAACCGGCAGGUGCGCCAGACCACGCUGGAGCUCAAGGAGGAGCGGGUGCGACUCAUCAAGCAGAAGGUGAAGGAGAUCUGGGGCACGGACGUGCACGUGGAGAUCGAGGAUGACGGCAGUGACGAGGUGGCCAUGUCACUGCAGGGUCUCAGCGACGAAGAGAUCAUGAAGACGUUCGAGUCGACGGAUUAUAUGGAUCGGAUGACACCACCGAUGAACAUAGACGAGCUGAAUCCAAUGCCAACCAACGAGGAACUCUUCGGAAAAUCGUACGAGGAGUUCAAAAAGGAGCUGGACAACAUGAGGGAAGAGCACGAGAUGGAAAUGAGCCUUUUCCUCCGCGAGCAGGACAAACAGGCCGCCAAAGCACGCGGUGACCUGCAGGCAAAGCUGGAGGCGCGUAGGCGCGAUCGAGCAAUGCGCAAUCUGGAGACCAAGCAGCGCCAGGUGCUGGCCACUGGUGCCAGCGUCAGCUAGACGCAGCCGACCGGGCGUGCUGCGCUGCCUGCCGGCCGACCGACCGCUGGCCUUCCGAAUAUCGGCUUCAGGACACCACAGCUCACACCGCUGGAGCUGGCCGGCCCGGCUGAUCGGGGAUAGAGAGGGGCGAAAUAGCGUACCGGCGGCCGGGGCUCAGGCAGGUGUCAGCGGCGCCGUCGCCGCCUCAGUCAGCUGGCGUCACUUGCAGACCAGCUUCGGGGGCGCUACCGUCGCUGCGGCGGCUCCGCAGCGACGUCCGCGGCAGAUGGCGCUGCGCGGUGUGUAGCGUACCGGCGUCGCAUCCGCACCUGUACCGUUUCCCCGCGUCCAAGUAUCGUGAUCGUGUGGGUGCAAUAUCUUAACCAUAACGUAUCGGGAUGACAAUAGACGUCGUGAGACAAAUCAAUGUGAUGCAUAAGAAUGUUAUUUUGCCCAUAUAUAUUUUAUGCUGCGAUCUUCAAGACGACGAAUGCACUGCUAGCUCCCAUGUAUCCAUGCACAUCACAAACCUCAAGCCAUUUAUCGAAAUAAAAAAGCAUCUUACGAGAAAGAGUUGCUCAAACGGUCAGUAGAAACGGAUUUGGAUAGAUGAUGCAACUGCAAACAAUGGCGAUUAGUGUUUGCAGGCUCUUCGCAGCCCCUCCAUUCUGUGCGCUGCUGAAGCGAAGGAGGACUUUGGCAAUACUGAACAUAGUAUGACAUGUUCGGUAUUGCUGAAUGCAUGUUACAGAAGUAUACUGUGUGUCAGCUGAACAUGCUGUACUUCGACCAUAUUCCAUGACAUGGUAGUCCUGAUCUUCAGCCAGCAGCAUUGUGUUUUACUCUUCUUGAAACGAGUUAACCAAUGCUUUCUUGAGGCGCAAUUCUGGUUCAUCUGUUUAUCUUCCAGGCGCAUUUUUGUUCUGCGUACAAAGUCAGAUUUUUAUAAAUGUGACUGGCGACGAGGCGAAACAAGGUCCAGACCUGUGACUUAAAGGGACUGGUCAUGGUUGAAAAUGUCCAAAUUAUAGUUUUCUUAGAAUGAGCACAGAGCUUUGGACUUCAAAGACGGGUUUUAAAUCCCAAAAAUAGCGUACACGGAACUGUUAUAAUUUUUGUCCUUUGGCUUCGACCAUAACGCUAAAGCCUAACACAGUGUCAUAAUGCCAAGUACCACUAACGUGUACUUGCUUCUUCGAAAGCAGAUAGCCAUGCCAAAGCUUUGCAUGAGUUAUGACGCAAUACACAGCUAAUGGCUGUGAGAAUUACACAAUACGAGCCAGAAAAUUAUGGCGUAUCUGCAUGUGCACAUCUUAAAGCUUGAUAUAUUUGCGAUGCGCGUGGGACCUUUAAUGCCGGUGGCCCUAUUUUAAAACAUCAGAAAGUAAGCCUAAUGUCUCCAACGAAUGUCUACAAUAUGCGUACGUUACCCACAUAUAACGCGCCACACAUGUGGUUGAAGUUCGGCAAGGACUCCUUUUUCUUAAUUAUCCUUCUAAAACUCCUUUCUUGCUGAAUCAUGGCCCACAUGGCACGGUCGACCACUGCGGUUCGCCAUGUGUUUACAGCAACAAUGAAUGACGAAAUGCGUUAAAUAUACAUAGGCCUGUCGCUUGGUCGUUCACUAAUUGCUGUUUCCUCGUUGUUCUCAUGAUCUCGUGCCUUGUUUCACCCCACUAUUGCAGCAUGUUACCGAUUGGACAUAAACUCGCUGUUUGCUGCCCUUCAAGUGGAAAGGAUUGGGACGGAGUUACAGCGUCGGGUAUAUAUGCACGCACCGUACUAAGCUAAUGUUCGGCAAUGUUUCAGGAUCAUGAAUAUAUCAUGUGACGUUC
Messenger RNA from Pollicipes pollicipes, 3073 nucleotides. RefSeq lists its product as uncharacterized. Gene Ontology annotation, cellular component: cilium. The record is from RefSeq and is a predicted model, not a curated record. Lineage: Eukaryota; Metazoa; Arthropoda; Thecostraca; Pollicipedomorpha; Pollicipedidae.